AUGCCAUGCGGGGUGGAGACAGACGAGCAGGGCUGCCUGACCGCGUGGUGGCACAUGGUCGCGUGGAACCUGAGAUCUUUCCCAUACUCCUGUUCAACACCCAGAAGAAAAACUUCCACUCUGUGUACCAGUUUGAUUUUUUUCAACCUUUUCAAAGCACCAUUUCUUGUGGAUUUAAAGAAACCAGAGUUAAAGAUUCCUCACGCAGUGAACUUCUACAUCAAAGGUGAACCUAGGGUGAUUCUGGGUAUCUGACGCACAGUUCCUAGCUGCCGGGGAGAGGGUGUUAAGGGGAAGGGCCGUAGCUGGUAUGAAGCAGCUCUCCAUGACCCAAUUAUUGUUUAUCUUCAUGGCAGUGCAGAGCACAGGACUACUCCUCAUAUACUUGAGCUAGUAAAGGUGCUGAGUGAUGGUGGUUUUCAUGUCUCGUCUGUUGACUCUAGAGGGUUUGGGGACUCGACGGGUAAGCCCACCGAGGACGGGCUGACUUCGGAUGCUAUUUGUGUCUAUGAGUGGACCAAGGCAAGAAGUGGUACCACCCCCCUGUGUCUCUGGGACCACUCUCUGGGAACAGGAGUUACAACAAAUGCUGCAAAAGUUCUAGAAGAGGAAGGAUUCCCAGUUGAUACUGUUAUCCUGGAAGCUCUAUUUACCAACAUACGGGUUGCAAGUAUCAAUUAUCCCUUGUUAAAGAUUUACUGGAAACUUCCAGGAUUUUUAAGCAUGCUUAUGGAUGCCCUGAGGAAAGACGAACUAGUCUCCCUCAAUGAUGAAAAUGUUAAAUUCCUGUCUUCUCCCCUUCUUAUCAUACACAGUGAGGAUGACAGAAUGGUGCCUUUGGAAUUUGGAAAAAAGCUCUAUGAAAUUUCACACAAUGUGUAUAGGAACAAAGAGAGGGUGAAGGUGGUGAUCUUUCCUCCUGGCUUCCAAAACAACUUCCUUUGUGAAAGCUCCACACUGUUAAAAACCAUGAGAGAUUUCCUGAGCCAGCAGUGGGCAUGA
Messenger RNA from Balaenoptera acutorostrata (minke whale), 1002 nucleotides. RefSeq names its product protein ABHD12B-like. Gene Ontology annotation, molecular function: phosphatidylcholine lysophospholipase A1 activity; monoacylglycerol lipase activity. Gene Ontology annotation, cellular component: endoplasmic reticulum membrane. The record is from RefSeq and is a predicted model, not a curated record. Gene Ontology annotation, biological process: monoacylglycerol catabolic process; phosphatidylserine catabolic process. NCBI's taxonomy places the organism in Eukaryota, Metazoa, Chordata, Mammalia, Artiodactyla, Balaenopteridae.